AUGGACAGCAACAAGGAUGAAGCGGAGCGAUGCAUGGAACUCGCGGAGCGCUUCAAGCGCGAGAAAAAAUACGAGGACGCCGAGAAGUUCGCUCGCAAAGCUCAGAAACUCUAUCCGACGAAGAGGGCUGAGGAGCUGUUGCAGCAAGUGGCAAUGCUCUCGAAGCAGAACCAAAAGUCAGAGUCGGCUGAGCCAACCGUCAGAAAGCGACAGAAUGUAACCAAGGAAGGAACACAUUCCCACAGUAGUUCUGAAUAUACUAAAGAACAGUUGGAACAUGUAAAAAGGAUAAAGAAGUGCAAGGAUUAUUACGAAAUCUUAGGAGUCAGCAAAGAUAGCACAGACAGUGAUAUUAAGAAAGCGUACAAAAAGAUGGCGCUUCAGUUGCAUCCGGACAAAAAUAAAGCACCAGGUGCUGCUGAAGCUUUUAAAGCUAUUGGCAAUGCAGUUGCUAUUCUCACUGAUGCGGAGAAAAGGAAACAGUACGAUAUGUAUGGUCCCGAAGAAGAACGAAUGCAGAAUUCGCAUCAGGGUCAUACACAUUACAACUAUACUCGUGGAUUUGAAGCUGAUAUUACGGCCGAAGAAUUGUUCAACAUGUUCUUCGGCGUCGGCUUUCCACAACAAGAAUUUUACAUGCGUCGGCCAGGUGGGAGAUGGAUGAGGCAGCAGGAUGCACAAGCACAACAUGCUCAUUCUCAACAAGCAAACGGGUACACCACAUUUUUCCAGAUGUUGCCAGUUUUGUUGUUAAUAUUGCUAACGAUGAUGAGUAGCUUCUUCAUAUCCGACCCGGUAUACAGCCUGCACUCGAACUCGAAAUAUUCUGUGGCCAGGACAACUCAAACCUUGAAAGUACCAUAUUUCGUUAAGGAGAACUUUCAUAGCGAGUAUCAGGGCAGUUUACGUAGGCUAGAAAUCUCAAUCGAAGAGGACUUCGUGCACGGCUUGAAGCAGACCUGCGUCAGAGAGAAAAAUUACAGAGAAAGUAUGAUGUGGAAAGCCCGUAAUUUCGGAGAUCAAGAGCUAUUCUUAAAGGCUAAAAAUCUCGAGACACCUUCGUGUAAGAAACUACAGGACCUGCAAGCUUGAUAGGCGAAGCAUGUAUAUUAAAUAGGAAUCUAUUGUAGAUAGAUGUACAUUGCGUUAUUUACACGCGCAUAAUUGUCUUUGAGUGUGACGAAAGAAUUUGGCGUGUAACGAGAUGCAAUCACAUGUUUUAUCACGUUCCUGUACACUCAUGAGAUGAAAUCUAGUAUAUUUUGAAUUUCCACCGAGAACACAUGUAUAAUCGGAUUAUUUCAGUCGUCAGUUUGUGUCGUACGUGAAUUAUAAAUUGCAUGGUAAAUGACUGAUUACAUUGUGCAAAUUGAGUUCUUAGCUUUCAAUUGGAUUUGGCUAAAGAUCGGCAUCGGAAAAAAUUACUUUUUCCUUUUUUCUGUGGUUCUUAUAUUUUUCUAAGAGCGUACAUAAUAUUUAUAGAUCUAUAUUUUAAGAGGCAAGCUAUCAAGUUAUUUGUAAAGGAAAUAUCUCCGAUGCUUUUUGCACCUUCCUUUGGCUUUCCACGCGCAAACAUACCAUGGUAUUGUAAAGUACUAUAAGGUAUAAAUAAGAUUACAGUCAUUUUGAAUACUCAGUUAUUUAUAACGAGUGAACUCUGCAAGUUACCACUCAUAAGUACGAUUGCACGUAUAAUCAGUAGUUUUUAUUAAAUUAAAUUAAAUUAAAUUAAAUGAGUGCAUCGUAUGCAUGUCUCGCAGAUUUGUGGGUCUUAAUUUAUUUCAUAACACUUUUUCCAGUUGGAAGUUACAAAUCAGAAAUCUCUAAUCUCAACAAUUCAUAUUUUAUAUGAGAUCUUACUAUUUCACAUAAUUGCAUUGUUCAUAUGUUCUUUCUGGAAAUAUAUACAUUUGUGUGCAAUUCAGCGUGGAAGAAGGGAGCAAUUCGACAAAAAUGUAUUUUAAUUAACUGCUGCUGGCAAAGAAAUAAUUAAGGGCUGUUUAAUUAUUUUUUUUGCCUUGCCUCUGUAUCGAAUUUUAUUAUCAGAGUUUUAAUUACAGAUAAAUAAAAUUUAGAUAACAAUAUCUUACAUAAGUUGUUAUACUCGUAUGUGUCGAAUUGAGCCCUUCUUACCUGAGUUAUUUCAACGUUUCUUUCAUCAAUUCUAUAAUUUGCAAAGAGGACAUCGACACUAGAUUAUUUACAAUCCAAAUUUAGAUUUGUAGCAAAUAUCUUGAUGUUAUUAAGUUAUUAUCAAGUAGUAACAAACAUUCAGUAUUUGCUUCGAAUGAGUUUUAAUAUGUAUUUUUUAAAUUAACAAAAGAAUUUUCUGAUAUACAUAAAAGUUUACUCAGGCUAACGAUAGCUUGACUAAACUUCUUUAUUCUACUUUGAUUGGUUUUUUGAUGAGAACAAGUCGAAUUUCCCAAUGUAGCAUACGAAAUAGAAUGAUAAUAAAUUAGAAAUUAAGAGUGAUAAUUGUUCAUCCAAAAUAAUUAAAAAAAAUUAUUGAUAUUGUACAUUUCCUGCAUAUUGUAAGACUUUAAUGUGAUCGAAUUGUAAUUAGAUCAAGCAGUUUGAGAAAUAACCAGGCUGGUAUUAAAUAUAUGAGAAUUAUAUACAGUGUGCAUUUUAAAGUGUAAUUAUAUAAAUGUUGCGAUUUGCUAUUUAAAUAUUUAUAAUUAUUUUCACCUAUUAUUAUUUCCUGGUUUUUAGCACAGACAUGUUUAUUUAUGAUUAAUAAAUCAUGUUUAAAACCU
Molecule: messenger RNA, 2759 nt
Organism: Ooceraea biroi (clonal raider ant)
Lineage: Eukaryota; Metazoa; Arthropoda; Insecta; Hymenoptera; Formicidae
Product: dnaJ homolog subfamily B member 12
Biological process (GO): cellular response to misfolded protein
Cellular component (GO): endoplasmic reticulum membrane
Molecular function (GO): Hsp70 protein binding
Source: RefSeq, a predicted model, not a curated record